UUAAUGGUGUAGAAAGCGGCCAAGCUUUUAAAAAUUGUCUGGGUAGUUUAAACGAUACUACUAGUUACGAUUUAUUACUUAAAUAUCCUUUCAGUAGUAGCAGCGUGAUUAAUAGUGGCGAGAUAAUAGAACUAUGUUGGUAA
Racocetra persica is the source of this 143-nucleotide messenger RNA. Lineage: Eukaryota; Fungi; Glomeromycota; Glomeromycetes; Diversisporales; Gigasporaceae. The record is from the annotation of a GenBank genome assembly.